Messenger RNA from Echinops telfairi (small Madagascar hedgehog), 4718 nucleotides. RefSeq names its product epidermal growth factor receptor pathway substrate 15 (gene EPS15). Gene Ontology annotation, biological process: endocytosis; endosomal transport. The record is from RefSeq and is a predicted model, not a curated record. Gene Ontology annotation, cellular component: cytoplasm; plasma membrane; clathrin coat of coated pit. Gene Ontology annotation, molecular function: calcium ion binding; cadherin binding. The transcript has 24 exons. NCBI's taxonomy places the organism in Eukaryota, Metazoa, Chordata, Mammalia, Afrosoricida, Tenrecidae. The coding region runs from base 1 to 2460 and encodes 819 amino acids.
AUGACAACAGAUCUUUUAGAAAUUUAUUAUUACAAUAUAGAUUAUUUGGAGCCUUUUGCAAUUCCAUAUGAAUUUGAGAAUGGGAUUCUCCAUAUGUGCAAAAGCUAUAAUAAUUUAGAUCGGGAUUUUCUUGAACUGCUAUCAAGUGGAAAUCCUGUAUAUGAAAAAUACUAUAGACAGGUUGACACGGGCAAUACUGGAAGGGUGUUUGCUUCCGAUGCUGCUGCUUUUCUGAAAAAAUCAGGACUUCCAGAUUUGAUACUUGGAAAGAUUUGGGAUUUAGCCGACACAGAUGGCAAAGGUAUCCUGAGCAAACAAGAAUUCUUUGUUGCUUUGCGUCUGGUGGCAUGUGCCCAAAAUGGAUUGGAUGUUUCACUGAGUAGCUUGAACCUGGCCGUUCCUCCACCAAGAUUUCAUGAUACCAGUAGUCCUUUGCUAAUCAGUGCAGCUUCUGCAGAACUCCCAUGGGCUGUAAAAUCUGAAGAUAAGGCCAAAUAUGAUGCUAUCUUUGAUAGUUUAAGCCCAGUGAAUGGAUUUCUUUCUGGGGAUAAAGUAAAGCCAGUGCUGCUCAACUCUAAGUUACCUGUGGAUAUCCUUGGAAGAGGAAGCAGGGCAAGUGGCUGUAGUAUAUAUGACCCUCGUUCAUCUGUUUUGAAGGCCAUGUAUUUGGUAUACUGCGCACUGGAGAAGGAACCUGUGCCAAUGUCCCUGCCUCCAGCCUUGGUGCCACCUUCUAAAAGAAAAACGUGGGUUGUAGCCCCUGCAGAAAAAGCUAAAUAUGAUGAAAUCUUUAUGAAAACUGAUAAGGAUAUGGAUGGAUUUGUAUCUGGAUUAGAGGUCCGUGAAAUUUUUCUGAAGACAGGUUUACCUUCUGCCUUACUAGCCCGUAUUUGGGCAUUAUGUGACACAAAGGACUGUGGGAAGCUUUCAAAGGAUCAGUUUGCCUUGGCUUUUCAUUUAAUCAAUCAAAAGUUAAUAAAGGGCAUUGAUCCUCCUCAGAGUCUUACCCCUGAGAUGAUCCCUCCAUCAGAUAGGGCCAAUUUACAAAAGAAUGUCAUAGGAUCAAAUCCUGUUGCAGAUUUCUCUGCUAUUAAGGAGCUAGAUACUCUUAACAAUGAAAUAGUUGACCUACAGAGGGAAAAGAAUAAUGUGGAACAGGACCUUAAGGAGAAAGAAGAUACUAUUAAACAGAGGACAAGUGAGGUUCAGGAUCUUCAAGAUGAAGUUCAAAGGGAGAAUACUAAUCUGCAAAAGCUACAGGUUCAGAAACAGCAAGUACAGGAACUCCUUGACGAACUGGAUGAGCAGAAAGCCCAGCUGGAGGAGCAGCUCCAGGAAGUCAGAAAGAAAUGCGCUGAGGAAGCUCAGCUGAUUUCUUCUCUGAAAGCUGAAAUAACUAAUCAAGAGUCACAGAUCUCCACUUAUGAAGAAGAACUAGCCAAAGCCAGAGAAGAGCUGAGCCGCCUACAGCAAGAAACAGCAGAAUUGGAGGAGAGUGUAGAUUCAGGGAAGGCUCAGUUGGGACCUCUUCAGCAACAUCUACAAGAUUCACAGCAGGAAGUCAAUUCAGCAAGAAAUAGUCCUGAAAUACCACCUGCCAGUAUGACUGACAAAAAGGAAGUGGUGACUGCAGCCGAUAAUGAAAAAGAUGAUUCUGAAUUUGACAGUGACAAACACCCAAAAGAGGAAGAUCCAUUUAAUGUAGAAUCAAGCUCAUUAACAGAUCCAGCUGCAGAUUCAAACUUGGAUUUUUUCCAGUCUGAUCCUUUUGUUGGUAGUGAUCCUUUCAAGGAUGAUCCUUUUGGGAAAAUUGAAACAUUGAAGCACAAUGAUCCUUUUGCUCCUGGUGGCACCAUUGUUGUUGCAGCAAGUGAUGCAGCUACAGACCCCUUUGCUUCUGUUUUUGGAAAUGAAUCAUUUGGAGGUGGAUUUGCUGACUUCAGCACACUGUCAAAGGUCAACAAUGAGGAUCCGUUUAGUUCUGCCACAUCGAGUUCUGUCAAUGAUGUGGUCACUACAAAAAAUGUAUUUGAGGAAACAUCAGUCAAAACUGAAGAUGUGCCCCCAGCACUGCCACCAAAGACUGGAACUCCAACACGACCGUGCCCUCCACCACCUGGGAAAAGACCCAUCAGCAAAUUGGAUUCUUCUGAUCCCUUUAAACUGAAAGAUCCAUUUCAGCCUUUCGCAGGCAAUGAUAGCCCCAAAGAAAAAGAUCCUGAUAUGUUUUGCGAUCCAUUCACUUCUACUACUACUACUACUACCACUACCAAUAAAGAGGCUGACCCAAGCAAUUUUGCUAACUUCAGUGCUUAUCCCUCUGAAGAAGACAUGAUUGAAUGGGCCAAGAGGGAAAGUGAGCGCGAGGAAGAGCAGAGACUUGCCCGACUGAAUCAGCAAGAGCAAGAAGACCUGGAACUGGCUAUCGCACUCAGCAAAUCUGAGAUCUCAGAAGCAUGAAGGAUCCUUCUGUCUCCAUCAGCAACACUCUUCUUCCUGAGUACUGAAGCAAUGUAUAGUGUGUAUCAAAACUACCUAUGCGCCUGGGAGAUACAACUUAUUUGAGAUUCCUAUCAAUGUGACAAAAGUUUGGGGGUUUUCUUUUAUCCCCCACCCCAUUUCAGAUUUGUCUCCCUUCUCCCUGUAAAAGCAGUAACCCAGUGAGACUGCCCUUGCUUAAGCCCCUGUUCUGGUGUGCACUUACUGUGAGCUUUGCCUGUCUGUGCGACUUCAACUUGUAAAGUUAGAGCACUCAAGCCGCUGCCUUCCGGAAUAUAGAGAAAUAGCUUCAUCCCUGCACUACCCUUGUUCUGUGGUUUUCUGAUGACAGCCAGUGGGCUUCUUAAAGUUUGCAGUAUUUUCCCCUGAUAGGAGUGGUUGGGGGUGGGGGGAGGGCAAGAGUGCCCAGCUUCUUUUUUGAUGGUGCAAAUUGGCUGGUUUAAAGUGCAUGUUAGCAUCGCCUUUUAAUAAAAGCGCUGUUUAGUUUGUUUUUUAGAGUCAAGGAAAACUGUUUGCAUAGAUAGACUCCACUCUGUCAAAGGAGGAUGCUUCGGUUGAGCCAUUACAGCUUCAGAUGCGGUCUUUUCCUGAACAAAAACAUUAAAGCCUCAUGUGUGAAAUACAUUUUAAAAAGGAAGUUCUGAGGAUUUAAAGAAUCCUAGAUAAAUAGACGCCUCUUCCAUGGGUUUGCCAGUUGAUAAAAUCAGUUUCUUACAAAUCAGAUUUUUUAAAAAUGUAUCCUCUAAAAUAUACCCAUCAAUCUAAGAUCUAAAGUAACAAAACUCUUAAUAUGGUGGCCGCCCUUACCCCUUCUCUCCCCCCCUCCCCCAUGCUGUGGCACUGACCUCUUUAGUUCAUGAUUGAUUUUUGUACUAUUGCAGAAGGAAGCUAGAACUGGAAAGUAAUUUUUCAAAUAUAUAUAUAUAUUUUUUUGUUUUCUUGAAUGAAGGCUCAGUUACUUGACUUGAAAUGUAAAAUCUUUCACUGAGUACAAAUGGAGAAGGUGGUAUAUAUUUUAAAUCAUAUUGUUGCUUUUUUUCUUCCCAUCUUUAUGAUUUAAAAUAAUUUCUUAAUUCUCUUUGUGUUUUCAUUUAUAAAAUUAGCAAACUAGCAGAAAAAAUAAAAAUAAAAAAAGCUCUUCACAUGUUAAAAGCCCCAUCUUCUAUAAAACUGACCUAGGGGAUAAGCCAAAUUUGAAAUAAAUGUUAACAUAGGCUGUAAGUUGUAAAAUAACUUUAGUUUUGAAACAUCUGUGUGACUUAGGUAAUCAGUUGCAUACUAAAUGCACCUAAAAGCAAACUAAAAUUCCCUGGGAUCACCUGGUCAAGGAGGUAUUGAUGGCCUAGCCUACAAAUAAAUUUUAAAUAUCUAAUUCAUUACCUCUUGAAAUGGUGCUCCACAGCCCCCCCUCCAUCCAGAAUUGGACUGCUGCAGUUCAAAACACAAUUUAAACCACUGUCACACAGUAACUUUUUUCUACUUUUGUAAAUAGAAACCCGUCAGCGUAAAAGUCGUACAUAUGAAGCAAGGGCUAAACCAUCCUCACAAGGCUUCAGUUUUGGUACCGCAAUCAGUCCCAUGGCCUAAGGCUGGUACUGCAAAAGUGGAUGGAGCAGGCAGUGUUGGAAGUUGCAUUAAGUAGUAGGUUUUUUAUUUUUUCCCUUCCCCUUAAUUCUUCAGGAAAAAGGUAAGUUGACUUGAACAACCUUCUUUUGCACUGGGAAAAGGAGCAAAGGUUUAAAAUGCUUUUAAAAUAUUUUUUUGUAUUUAAAAAACACUCUGGAAAAUAUUAGAUAUCUGUAACUUAUAUACACCAACUUUCAAUGUAAUACGCGUACUCUAAUCUUAUGUAUGUUUAACUGGAUUACAUAGAUUAUUAUCUUUUAUUAAAAUAUGUAUACUCAGUGGACCGAUAUAAUAUUAAAGGAUGUAUAUAUUAUAUGAUUCUCCAUGCUCAUCUCCAUGCUCACUUGUGUAGGAUGAAUGUCUUAGAGUCUUAUGCAUUUUUAUUUUACAUUGUUGACUGACUACAGAGCCCGCGUUUGAAAGGGACCUGCUGAGUGUUAAAUGGCACUAUUUACAAAGUUUUAACUGCCUUCCUUCUACAUACUUACUUGUUGAGGUUGACUGGGGCUCUCUUUAUAGAAUUUUCUCUUACAUUCCAAAAUUCCACAUUGUAGCUUGUAAUUAUGAAAAUAAUAAACUUUAUGUAUAAUAAA